Caenorhabditis remanei is the source of this 2790-nucleotide messenger RNA. RefSeq lists its product as uncharacterized. Gene Ontology annotation, molecular function: UDP-glycosyltransferase activity. The transcript has 15 exons. The coding region runs from base 1 to 2790 and encodes 929 amino acids. The record is from RefSeq and is a predicted model, not a curated record. Lineage: Eukaryota; Metazoa; Nematoda; Chromadorea; Rhabditida; Rhabditidae.
AUGAAGAUCAUUUAUGUUAUUCUACUCUUCAUUGGGUUUAUUGGAUCAGCAGAAUCGUAUAAAGUACUGGUGUUCAAUCCAGCUUAUGGAGCGAGUCAUUCCAAUUUCCUUGGAAAAUUAUCAGAUAUUCUUAUCGACGGCGGACAUGAAGUGACAAUGUUGAUUCCCGUGUAUUUGGCAAACAAAAAAAAUCAAAUUGGAUCUAAAAAAGUGAAGAACAUUGUAGAAAUUGGUCAAGAUUCGAGGACCAAAGCAAUUUUCGAAGCAGGAAAUAUAGAGCAUGUGGUGAAGUCUAAAAUUUGGACGAUGGAUCCGGAGAUGAUGUCUCAUUUCAGUCUGAUCAGAAGUAUGAAUUCUGCAAUAAGUCAUGAAUGUGAAUUUAUUUUCCAACAAACUGAAAUCCUCCAAAAACUUCGAAAUGAAAGUUUUGAUCUUGCUAUAACAGAAUCUUUGUUUGCUUGUCCAUUUGCUGUUUUCGAUCAUAUUGGAAUCAAAACGGUCAUAAAUGCAGAAUCAAAUCUUUUCAAGGAUGCAGUAAAAUAUGCUCAUGGAGAGCCAGCUGCCAUCAGUUAUUUCCCGGGACUUUUUUCUCCGAUUAAUGACAAAAUGUCUUUCUUUGCCCGGAUCCAAAACUUGAUUCGAAUGAUAUUCACACAUUAUUUAACUGUUUCAAGAUAUCAGGGAGAAUUAGAAGCAAUUAAACCUUACUACAACAAAACGAAAAGUUGGACAGAGCUUAUUAGCGGUGUUGCUUUUUAUUUCAUUAACUCGAACCAAUAUUUGGAUUAUGCUAGUCCGAAUCUUCCAAAAACAGUGUUUAUCGGAGGAAUGCAAGUGGUUACGAACAAAAAGAGCACAAAAUUGAACAAGCACUGGGACAGUUUAUUGAGUGUUCGAAAACAAAAUGUGUUGAUUUCAUUUGGUUCAAAUGCUCAUUCAUGUGAUAUGCCUGAUGAAUACAAACAGUCAUUCCUCGAAGUAUUCGCUUCGAUGCCAGAAACAACAUUCAUUUGGAAAUACGAAGAUGAAAAUGCCACAUUGGCUGAUCAUCUUUCAAAUGUCGAGCUGACUAAAUGGAUGCCACAAAAUGAUCUUUUAGCUGACAGCCGUCUAACUUUGUUCGUCACUCACGGAGGACUGGGUAGCACAAUGGAAUUAGCUUAUCAGGGAAAACCAGCAUUGAUAAUUCCAUUGCUUGCUGACCAGCCAAGAAACGCUCAUAUGUUAACGAGACACGGUGGAUCACUUCAAUUUGACAAAACAAAACUAAGCAACUCAGAGGAUCUUCGGAGGGCGAUUAAGGAAGUUUUGAAUGACAAAAAGUACACUGAGACUUUUGGAGCAAGUCAUUCAAAUUUCUUGGGAAAAAUUUCCGAUAUUUUGAUAGAUGCUGGACAUGAAGUUACUAUGCUCAUUCCGGUUUUUGUUGAUGGGAAGAAGGAUUUAAUUGGAUCAAAGAAAGUGAAGAACAUCAUUAGACUUGGGCAAGAUCCAAGAAUCUAUCAAAUGCAAAAAGAAGGAGCAACAGAAGAAUUGAUGAGAAAGAAGAUUUGGACAAUGGGAGCUGAAAUCACAUCAAUGCUUGGGUUUGUUGGAAACUUCAGCAAAACUUCCGCUUAUCAAACUGAUUAUAUGUUCGCUCAAACGGAACUGAUUGAACAACUCCGAGAGGAAAAGUUUGACCUCGGAAUUACCGAGUCUCUGUUUCUUGGAGCUUUUUCUUUCUUUGAUGAAAUCGGAAUUAAAACAAUCAUAAAUGCUGACUCAACGCUUUAUAUGAAUGGAGUCAAAGAUGCUCUCGGAGAGCCAGCUGCCGUCUCAUACUACCCUGGACUAUUUUCUCCAAUUGACGAUAAAAUGGAUUUCUUCGGAAGAGUGAAAAAUGUUCUGGGUUAUCAAUUUGGAAUGUGGUUCAGUACUGUGAAGUAUGAUGCAGAGAUUGGAGCUCUACCAAAAAGUUAUAAAGGGUCGAGAGAUUGGAGAAAAAUAUUAAGUAGUGUUGCAUUCAAUUUUGUGAAUUCAAACCAGUACAUUGAUUAUGCUAGUCCAUCUCUUCCAAAAACAGUAUUUGUCGGUGGGAUGCAGGUGAACACAAAGAAAAGUGGAAAAGCAACUUUGUCUAAAGAAUGGGAUGAAGUUCUAUCAAAGAGAAAGACUAAUGUUUUGGUUUCUUUCGGAUCAAAUGCAUUCUCUUGUGACAUGCCAGAUGAGUUCAAAAAUGCGUUCCUAGAAGUUUUCGCUUCAAUGCCGGAAACUACUUUCAUCUGGAAAUAUGAAGAAGCAAAUGCAACAUUGGCAAAUCAUCUUCCGAAUGUAAAGCUGACAACUUGGAUGCCACAAAACGACAUUCUUGCUGAUGAUCGUCUAACGCUCUUCAUCACUCAUGGAGGUCUUGGAAGUUCUGUGGAGUUGGCCUAUCAAGGAAAACCAGCUGUUGUCAUUCCUCUGAUGGCUGAUCAACCAAGAAACGCCCACAUGCUCACUAGACACGGAGGAGCUCUCCAGCUCGAUAAAACACUUUUGGACAAACCAUCAGAGAUCAAGAAGGCUAUCGAAACAGUCUUGAAUGAUUCGAACUACAAGAAGAAUGCCCAGAGACUCGCAAAGAUUCUGGAAGAUCAACCAAAUAAACCGAAAGAUGUUGUCUUGAAACACUGUGACUUUGCAGUUGAAUACGGACCAUUGGAGACGCUGAAUUCAGAAGGACGUCAUCUGAAUACAUUCCAAUACUAUUCAUUAGAUAUUGCUUUCGCAGCUUUUGUUACUCAAGAGAACAUUACUGAGUCCUAA